CUCGUCUCAAACAAAAAUACGGCGACUGAAGCACGCUGCGGCGUAGAAGAUGGAGAUUUCUAAACACAAAGUGUUUUACUGACAAAAGCCGCUGCUUGAGGAGCGUUUGACCGGCGGGAUAUUCGUCAAUCUGCAACUGGACUAACAGAUCUUCCUAAACAUGUUGAGCUUCCUACGCCGGACUCUGGGCAGGCGGUCCAUCCGCAAACAUGCUGAGAAAGCUCGACUCAGGGAAGCCCAGCGAGCCACAACACACAUCCCAGCUGCUGGAGAUGCCAAGUCCAUCAUCACCUGUCGAGUGUCUUUGUUAGACGGCACAGAUGUCAGUGUUGACCUGCCGAAAAAAGCCAAAGGUGCAGAGCUGUUUGAACAGAUCAUGUAUCACCUGGAUGUUGUCGAGAAGGAUUACUUUGGCCUGCGCUUUAUGGAUUCAGCCCAAGUCCCGCACUGGCUUGAUGUCACCAAAAGCAUCAAAAAACAAGUAAAAAUUGGUCCACCGUAUUGCCUCCAUAUGAGAGUAAAAUUCUACUCCUCUGAGCCCAACAACUUGCAUGAAGAGCUAACAAGAUACCUUUUUGUUCUACAGUUAAAGCAGGACAUUCUCAGUGGCAAGCUAGAAUGCCCAUUCGACACAACCGUGGAGUUGGCUUCCUAUGCUCUACAAGCUGAACUAGGCGAUUAUGACCCUGCCGAGCAUGGACUUGACCUGGUGUCAGAAUUCCGCUUUAUCCCGAACCAGACAGAAGACAUGGAAGUAGCCAUUUACAACGCCUGGAAGGAGUGCAGAGGCCAGACGCCAGCACAAGCGGAGAUCAACUAUCUCAAUAAGGCCAAAUGGCUGGAGAUGUAUGGAGUGGACAUGCAUAUGGUCAAGGCACGAGACGGAAAUGAAUACAGCCUAGGUCUGACCCCCACUGGAGUGCUUGUGUUUGAAGGGGAAACUAAAAUUGGCCUGUUCUUCUGGCCCAAGAUCACACGUCUGGACUUCAAGAAGUGCAAACUCACCCUGGUGGUAGUGGAAGAUGACGAACAGGUAAUGCAGGAGACAGAAGAGGGGAAAGAGCAGGAGCACACAUUUGUCUUUCGCAUGGACCAUCCAAAGGCCUGCAAGCAUCUGUGGAAGUGUGCUGUAGAGCACCAUGCCUUCUUCCGCCUGCGUGGCCCCGUCCAGAAAAGCUCAGCCCGCUCUGGGUUCAUCCGCAUGGGCUCGCGUUUUAGAUACAGUGGGAAGACAGAAUAUCAGACAACAAAGGCAAACAAAGCUAGAAGGUCUGCCUCCUUUGAAAGAAGACCAAGCCGUCGUUACUCUAGAAGGACCAUGCUGAACAGAGGUCCCAACAAAUCCUCAGAUAACCACAAUAACGGUGUGAGCCCAAGUAUAGAAAAAAAGCCCACCCAUACACGUCCUCCCUGGUCCGGUAUGCCUGUGGUCAGCAGUCCGCCCUCUGCGCCAGGCCCCAUGGAGAUUGAAACGCUUCCGAGGAGCCCCGGUGGCAGCCAAUCGGACAAGAGGAGCAUGCCCAUUGUGACUGACCUCUUGGAGACAUGUGUAGACGAGGUUCUUCAGGCCACUGUUCCCAUGGCGACAGUAGAGGAAGCGGGACCAGUUGCUGCUCAUACCAGCGCCAGCAGCGUCACCGAGGAGACCUUAUCGCUUACCGAGGCUGCAGCUCGACUCAAGCAACUAGAGAUUGAAAACACUCCAGUGUCUGUUCCAGCCAGAACCAAUGUCAACCUCAACAUGAACAACCAGGAUGAUGUGGUGAAACUGACAGAGAAAAGUUUGAACAGUGUGAGCAGCAGUCCUGUCCUGAAUCAGCUCAAAGCUCCUGACGAACUCAAGAGCAACAUCCUGAAAGCUCAGGCAGAGGCAGCACUUAAGGAUUCAAGAGAUGAGCUUGGACUGACUCCAGACAAGAACUGUAACCUGCAGGAAGCAGCAGCCAGAUUAACCGGUCGUGGGGGCCGUAUGGGAAGCACAACCUCUCUGCCAGUGAGUGGGAGAGCGGAGCGGCAGGAGUCCUGGGACAUGCUCAAACAGCCCGGCCUGCUGCCAUGCUCUACCAGCAGCCUGGAAGAGAAGGCCGAUGACUUCAUCUCUUCAGUGCCGCCUCUAUCAUCAGAUCCAGUGAAUGAAGCUCACUCAUCCAAGGUGAAAGUUGAAGAUCCCGAGCCGCUGACAGCCCCUCUGACUGAUAACCUGAUAGACUUCACAGACCCCCUUCCUGUAGUGCCACCACCUAAACCCACAAUUACUCCACGAUGGAUCAUUCCAGCUUCAGCACCUACACAGUCUGGCACCUUUACUAACGGCCUCCUCGACUGUCCCACAAAGGUGUCAUCUCACCAUCCUGAGGGCUCUGUUUCCCCUCUUCCUCAGCUCUCUCAAACUCACAAUGUCAUUGCCACCAGCAUUGUGGCUCACUCGACCAAGGACAACAACCACAAGCCCAAAGGUCUACUGACCACUGAACUCUGAAAGCGAUGCCUCAAGCACAUGCCCAGCACCUGUACCUUGGACCAUCAAAACAUUUCUUUUGAGCACGACAUUCCAGUCAAACACAUUCCAGUGCCCUUGCAGUGCAGGAACAGACAACUGUGCUGGGCUAACAUAGAGAACAGAUGGCAUCCACGAGCCCAGAUCUCACCACAAAUAAGAGAACUUGAAGGGCUAGCAGCACGUUCUCAGUGUUUGACGACCACCUUUCCUUUUAUAACUCUUAUACCUCUUUUGAUUGACUCUAUACAGCUCUUUGUUGUAGCAGCAGCAGCAGCAGCACAUAGAUGACCCGCUCCUGUUGUGAAUGGAUGUUUGAUCAUCUAGAAUGUUUGAUCUACUUGCUGUCCACUUCUUGUUCAGAUCUUCUGAUUGGACGACUGAGCGCAUCACUGACUGUUUUUCUUCAUGCAGAAGUUCUAUUUUUAUCUUUGCCUUUCUUUUAUGUUCUUAUGAAUAAUAGCAGCAUUCCUUAUUGCGCUUUAAGUACUACUCUUAACUGCACAGUUGUUAGAGCACUGUUAGCACUGGCCAACAUGCAGUCGUCAAGUCGCUGAGCCAAGAUCUGCUGUUUGGAUCUUUUAUCAAUGCUGUUUUUAUCCAAACACUGUAGUUAUGACCUGCCUUAUUUUAAUAGUUCAUAUAAUAUUUUUUUUAAUGUACAUGACAUGAACUCAUUGCAGCAUAAUGUCAUUUGUCAUCUGUUUAACUGACAUAUUUCACUGAGUAUUCAGUGUAGUGUGUAAUAGCAGCUUUAAAAGGGUCGAUUAACCCAGAAAUGAAAAGGUUCAUUAUUUUUUUCAGCUUCAAGUUGUUCCAAAGCUGAGUUUCCUGUUUAAUAUUAAAUAUAUUCUGAAUAAUGUGGGUAACCAAAUCCCUCUUAAUGCUGGUUUUCCCAUUUUUGUCCCUACUAUAAAAAGCAAAAUGGGGAUCAAAAACUGACCUGAAAGAAACUCUUAUACGUUUGGAACCAUUUGAAGUAAAUGAUGACAGAAUUUUUUUAAAGAUGCUGAAUUUGAUUUUUUAGAAGAUACAGGAGCAGCUGAGACGUCUCUGACUUGUGCAGUAUUAAACUGGACAACGUAACCAGCUAAAAUGUUUUAGGUGUGAUACUAGAGGCCUUUCAUUAACCCUUUCUUUUCCUCCUGUGUAAACUCCAUAAGCAAUUGCUGCUAUUUUUCAGUACACUGAAAACUGCAUUCUCGCUAUAAAUCACUGGAUCUGAAAUCACUGGAAUCAAAUAUUUAAAGGUCAGUUAUCAACUUUUUAUACAAGCAGUUUUUGUGCGAGAAAUUGUAAGUUAAACUUCUGAAAAGGUGUUUAUAUGAUAUUCAUGCUCUGAUUAUUGGAAAUGCUCAAUCACAGAAAGCUGUUAUAGCAGGAAUAUAUGUAUAUGCUAAUCACGUUUGUUCUCUGCGUCUCAGUGUAGGCUUAUUUACAUAUUAUAUUAAUGAUCUGUAGAUGUCAGCAGUGAUCUGUUUAUUUCGAUACGCUGAAAAGUGUUAUACACUGUAAGCCUUGUCAUUUUGUAUGAUGUGAGACGUUCUUUGAGUAAAGGGAAUUUUAACAUG
Messenger RNA from Danio rerio (zebrafish), 4068 nucleotides. RefSeq names its product erythrocyte membrane protein band 4.1 like 5 (gene epb41l5). Gene Ontology annotation, biological process: developmental process. Gene Ontology annotation, molecular function: cytoskeletal protein binding. NCBI's taxonomy places the organism in Eukaryota, Metazoa, Chordata, Actinopteri, Cypriniformes, Danionidae. Gene Ontology annotation, cellular component: photoreceptor inner segment; adherens junction; cytoplasm. The record is from RefSeq and is marked provisional.